CGUGAAACAGAAACUAGAAAAUAAAAUAAACAUCAUAACCAAGAUUCUAGAACUAGAUCUAGAUCUAUAUUUUUUUCAAAGCUGUUAAUUUACUGUUAAAAUGGCAUUUUUGGAAACUGACACACUAGGACAAGAAAGAUUUUCUCUACUUCUCCUUGAUCCUGGAGAAAUUUACUUUGAAGAUUUUAGUGUUUUCUACUACCCUGCUGGCCUUUCUUUACAACAAGCAAUCAACAAAAAACAACGAGGGCACUUAAAACUGUGUUCUAAGUCUAUUGUAUUUGUACCUCAGGAAAUACAGUUUCCCAUCUUGAAGUUCCCUCUUAGGUUUGUUCAAAAUAUUGAUGAAUGGACUGGUGGGUUGUUUACAAAAGUGGAAAAAGGUAUCAUGAUCUCUACACAACAAACAGUGGAGAUGAAAGAGAAAAAUAUUGUGGCACCUUUUAUUUUUAAAAAGGAAGAAUGCCAGCAUUUAUUUUCUUUGAACUAUGCAUCUGUUGAUGACUGCUUGCCUCAAAUGUGCCAGCUCCAUAGAGCAUCUACUCUACCUCCUUGUGAUCAGCAGGCUAUGCUGAAUGCCAUUAUGUUGUCACGCCAGUCUAGAGUCAAGUUCAACACAAGCUGGUUGGAAGAUAUUUAUGAAAAGAUAAUUCUGGAGACACGAGGAGAUAGAAUAACCCCCCUUGUUACCAACCCAGGUCGAAUUAUGCUGACAUCUAGUCGCCUAUACUUUCAGCCUUUCAGCAACAUUGACAAAUGGCCUGUGUUGAAAUUUCGUAUAAAGGACAUCAAAAGAUUAAUCUGUCGCAGAUUUCUAUUGAGGCAACUUGGUUUGGAGAUAUUCUGUGGUGACUCUGCUCCAGUAUCCCAUUUAUUUAUUGCCUUUAAGACUGAAGAAGCAAGAAAUCAGCUCUAUGAAAACAUCAUGAACUCUUCUGAUCUCUGCCUGGAUGAUACAAGACAAGAAGACAUGACUCUUAAGUGGGUCAAUGGAGUAAUUUCAAACUAUGAUUACUUGCUGUAUCUUAACAGUUUAGCAGAUAGAAGCUUCAAUGACUUGUCUCAGUACCCUGUCAUGCCUUGGGUUAUUCAGGACUACACCAGUCAAUCCUUAGACCUUAACAAUGAAGAAGUAUACAGGGACCUCAGCAAACCUAUUGGUGCCUUGAAUACUGAAAGACUAGAAAGAAUUUUGGAGAGACUGCCAGAUUUAUCAGAACCAAAGUUCCUGUAUGGCUCUCAUUAUUCUACACCUGGAUAUGUGCUCUUCUAUUUGGCCAGGAUUGCCCCUGAGUAUGUGUUGUGUUUACAAAAUGGCAAGUUUGAUCACCCAGACAGAAUGUUUAACAACUUGUUUGAUACAUGGAACAAUGUACUUGCUGGGGCUUCAGACUUCAAGGAGUUAAUUCCUGAGUUCUACAAUGGAUCAGGGGAUUUCCUUGUACACAGAGGGCCAGUUACUUUUGGAUUCCGAAAUGACAGUCGACCAGUUGGUGAUGUUGAACUUCCUCCAUGGGCUUCCACUCCGUCAGAAUUUAUAUCAAUUCUGCGUAAUGCGUUAGAGUCUGACAUUGUCUCACGUAGCAUUCAUCACUGGAUUGAUCUCAUAUUUGGCUUUCAACAAAGGGGAGAUGAAGCUUGGAAAGCUAAUAAUGUAUUUUACUACUUGACGUAUGAAGGAGCCAUUGAUCUUGAUAGCAUCCAAGAUGAAGCAGAACGUAAAAGCUUGGAGACCCAGAUCAUGGAGUUUGGCCAGGCGCCCAAACAGCUCUUCAAAACUCCCCACCCGCAGAGGUUCAAGUCCCAGGCCAUCCCCAAACUGUUUGAUACUCUACCUCAGGUCGCCUCUAUUGAAACAGCUCCUGUUGCUGAUGUCAUUAGCUCCCCUGCUGACUCUCCAGAUGGUGGGGUCAACAAGAAGGAGGGAGUGAAAAAACUGGACCUCAGCAAACUGACGUGUCACCUGCAGUACACACUUCAUAAAGAUGCUGUGACCGAGGUGAGGAUGUCUCCUGAUGGACUGAGUACUUUCUCUGUAUCUCAAGACAGUUUCCUGAAAAUGUAUUCACUGGAGGACCAGAGACAACUUCGUAGUGUCAACAUGUCUGCAAUGGCACUCUCCUCGUGUGAAGUUAUGGAAGAUAACAAAACUAUAGUAGUGGGAUGCUGGGAUAACAAAGUAUAUUUUUACAGCAUAGAAUAUGGCAGAGUUUUGGACAAAUUGAAUGGACAUGAUGAUGCUGUUUCCUGUGUUCGAUGGAAGUCUGGCAAACUAUUUACUGCUUCAUGGGAUUCCACUGUCAAGGUAUGGGAAAUGGACUUUGCUAAUACACCAAGUGGUCUUCCCAAUCCUGAGUAUUUGGGUCAAUUGGAUCAUGAUGAAGGUGUGACAAGUCUAGACAUUGAUGACAACUGUGUUGUCAUGGUGACUGGCACUAAAGAUGGACACUUGUCUCUAUGGGAUUUGAUCCACUUAUACUCCCUAUCUAGUCACGCAGCCCACUCUGGUGCAGUCAAUGCCUGCCUACUGAGCCCUGACAAGCACAGGAUCUACUCUUGCGGAGCUGACAACCUGCUCAAAGUUUUAGAUGUGGAAACUAUGACAGAGUUAUUUGCUAAAGAUCUCAAACAUCAGAUAUGCUGUAUGAGCCGACUUGAUUCUACCUGUAUCCUAACUGGUGACGCUGGAGGUAAACUAUGUUUGUGGGAUAUGGACAAAGGGCAGGUCACUCAAAAGUUGAAAGCGCAUAAUGGAGCAGUGACUUGUAUGGAUCUUCACUACAGAGAUGUCUUGUUGACAGGGGGUAGUGACAGAACAGUCAUGCUAUGGAAGCAACAACAUUAGCUGUAUGUCUAGUUGACAGGGGGUAGUGACAGAAUAGUCAUGCUAUGGAAGCAACAACAUUAGCUGUAUGUCUAGUUGACAGGGGGUAGUGACAGAAUAGUCAUGCUAUGGAAGCAACAACAUUAGCUGUAUGUCUAGUUGACAGGGGGUAGUGACAGAAUAGUCAUGCUAUGGAAGCAACAACAUUAGCUGUAUGUCUAGUUGACAGGGGGUAGUGACAGAACAGUCAUGCUAUGGAAGCAACAACAUUAGCUGUAUGUCUAGU
Molecule: messenger RNA, 3110 nt
Organism: Physella acuta
Lineage: Eukaryota; Metazoa; Mollusca; Gastropoda; Physidae
Product: protein FAN
Molecular function (GO): protein binding
Source: RefSeq, a predicted model, not a curated record